UUCGGCGCAUCAACGAACACGUCUUCCAUCUCCACCGAUAUUUCUCAUGUGCCGCCGCCCUAACGUAACAACGUCGUCACUGUGCUUCGUGCUGUAAUGCUUUGGCCGCGUGAUUUUUGUAUUGAACAGUAUUACACCGGGCAUAAUUACAGGACAUUCAUUGGAACAUACUGCUCGCUAAAAUUGGCCGCAAAGAUGUCCUCGAAAUACAAGAUAUUUGGUAGCCUCAGUAUGAGGCAAAAAAGGAGGCGGUUAUUUUCCAUUCAACAUCAUGUAGAAGACUCUCAAGUACAGGAAUUGGAUGGUUCUCUAUCAGAUGAAAUUUUAGAGAACGAUGAACCAUUGCGAAUUCAGCCAUUACAUCCUGCUUUAUUUGUCGAUGGAGACAAUGUUCAGAAUAAUGAGCAAAAAACUGGUGAAAAGGAACAGCGUUUUAACAGAGAUGAGGAAGUGGAAAGCAAUGAAGAGGAAGUAGGAAAUAUUAGUGAAAAUAAUGACGAAAUAGAGGGCGGUAAUGUUGAUGAAUAUUAUAUGGACGAAGAAAAUAAUACAUCCAGCUCUUCGGAAAAUGAAGAUAAUCAUAUACCAGAAAACCGACAUGAUUUGAGAAAGAGGGCAUUGAAAAAUGCUUUUUUAGCGGCAAAUAUUAAACAUACACAAGGCAAUAUACUACUAAAAAUAUUAAGGGAGCACCCAUUUAACCUGGGUUUUCUGCCAAAAAAUGUAAGAACAUUACUACAAACCCCCACUGCUCCCGCUAUUGCACAUGUGCAACGAAUACCUGGAGGAGAAUACCUGCAUAUAGGAUUGAAGUAUAUUCUUAAAAAGAAAUUGGAAAACUUUACUGCAGAAAUGUUGCCAGAGAGCGUGGAAAUAGAUUUCAGCACUGAUGGAGCUCAACUGAGUAACAGUGGCACUUUUCAGUUUUGGCCCAUCCAAUUCCGAGUUGUUAAUUGCACUGACAAAAGGCCCAUGAUAGCCGGAGUAUUUAAAGGUCAACAAAAACCACUCAAUCCAUUUGAUUUUUUUGAAAAAUUUAUUGAGGAAAUUUUGACUAUCCGUGCAGAAGGUGGAAUAAUUAUACGCAAUCGACGGCUACCACUGCAUAUUCGGUGUUUUAUUGCUGACGCACCUGCGAGGGCUAUGGUUUUAAAUUAUUAUGGUCACAUGUCGGCAAAUGCAUGCUCCAAAUGUAAAGUCGAAGGCUAUCGCUGCGAAGAAGUAGGAUAUCGGGGAAUAAUGGUUUUUCCAGGAAUUCGACAUUCUUUAAGAACAAAUGAAGAGUAUAAUAACAUGGUUGACGAAGACCACCAUAAAGGUCCGAGUCCAUUAAAUUCGAUAUUAGGACUUGUGACGCAGGUUCCUUUUGAACCUUUACACUUAAUAUACUUAGGAAAUGUGAAAAAAGUUCUUCAUACUCACAUUCAGGGAAAAUAUGGACAUCAAAAAUUAAACAGGAGACAAUUAGACAUCUUGGAUUCGAGAAUGAUGCAACUGAAAUUACAUUGUCCUACUGAAUUUAAUCGCCGCCCAAACAAACUAAGUAUGUUCCAUCAUUUCAAAGCUACGGAAUUCAGGCAAUUCUUAUUAUAUACUUCCCCGGUCAUUAUGGAAAAUGUUUUUCAUGAAGAAUAUUACAACCACUUUAUGUUGCUUCAUUGCGUGAUACGCAUUCUCAGCUGUGAUAAUGUAACCGAUGAUAUGUACACUUUUUGCCAAGAAGGUUUAGAAACAUAUGUUAAUAUGUGCGAGCAUUUGUACGGCAAACAAUAUGUUUCCUACAACGUACACGGGCUGCUACACAUUGCAGGUGACGUUAGGAAAUUAGGGUCUUUAGAAUCAUUCAGCGCAUUCACGUAUGAGAAUAAUAUGCCUCAAUUUAGAAAAUAUAUUAGGAAACCGCAUCUCACAUUGCAACAAUUUUAUAAAAGAAUGCAAGAACGGAAUGACUGUAUUGUUACACAAGACGACAAUACUAUAAAAAUUCGUCCUUCAAAAAGUCAUGCAGAAGGUCCUGUAGCAGAAAAUAUUCCUCCCUAUCGUUGUCAACAAUUUAAGAAGCUACAAAUUGGAAAAAUAACAUUUUCCACAAAUGAACGUAAUAAUUGCUGUUUCCUCACAAAUUCUGAAGUAUGCAUAAUAAGUAACAUUGUCCAAAUAGAAAAUAAUAUUUUGUUCAUGGUUCAAAAAUUUGGUACAAGAGCACAUUUUUAUAACAUUGGGAUUACAUCACAUGUUGUGGGAGUGUAUCACUGCUCUAAUUUAUCGAAUACAGUUGAAGCGAUCAACUUAAUCGACGUCAAAGCCAAAAUGUACAGGAUGCCUAAGUGGAGUGGCGUAGAAGGACAAGAAGAAAACAUAAUUGAAAAUGAAUGGAUCUGCGUAUCCUUACUUACACCUUUAAUAAUACCUCAACAAUAAAUAAAUAUAAAUAAAGAAAAUAAAUACCACCUGCUCUGUCAAUAAUAACAAAUUGGUACAUUAUUAUUAUCGGUACAUUUAUUCUACUCUGUGCAAAGUCCAUACAAAUAAACAGUAACAUUACAGUAUUACUGUAAGGAAACGAUUCAUUUUUUGACACAAAUUACAUGUAUCAUGAAUUUCAUAGUUUAUCAAUAUGAAAAAGACAUCAAAAAAGAAGAAAGAAGGGACAACUUCCAAAGUUAGUGGUAGGACGAUAAAACGCCCGAAGAAAAUUGAAACGUCUUCAGAGGAAGGGCCUAUGCGAAAAAAAAAUCAAAGCUUGACGCAAAAACAAUGAAGGCCGAAAUAUUACGUUUACAACUAUUUGUCAAAAAAAUGGAAGAAAGUGGAAAAAAAACUGAAGAAAAAGAAAUAAGGGUUUAUUCGGCGGAGGAGGAAACGAAUAAACAAAAGGACGUUCGUUCGCCGUCGGAGGAAGACAUUGAAGGAGAAGGAAAAGAUUUU
This is a messenger RNA of Odontomachus brunneus, 2928 nucleotides long. RefSeq lists its product as uncharacterized. The coding region runs from base 97 to 2421 and encodes 774 amino acids. The transcript is spliced from 2 exons. The record is from RefSeq and is a predicted model, not a curated record. NCBI's taxonomy places the organism in Eukaryota, Metazoa, Arthropoda, Insecta, Hymenoptera, Formicidae.